Messenger RNA from Aspergillus terreus NIH2624, 228 nucleotides. RefSeq lists its product as uncharacterized. The record is from RefSeq and is a predicted model, not a curated record. Gene Ontology annotation, cellular component: vacuolar proton-transporting V-type ATPase, V0 domain. NCBI's taxonomy places the organism in Eukaryota, Fungi, Ascomycota, Eurotiomycetes, Eurotiales, Aspergillaceae. The coding region runs from base 1 to 228 and encodes 75 amino acids. Gene Ontology annotation, biological process: vacuolar acidification; proton transmembrane transport. Gene Ontology annotation, molecular function: proton-transporting ATPase activity, rotational mechanism. The transcript is spliced from 4 exons.
AUGGCGAGCGGGUGGAGUCUCAUCAUCGGCCUGAUUAUUAUCGUGGUUGCAUCGGUGCUGGCAUGGAUCUUCAGCCCCAAGGGCGAUAACCAGACUCUCUGGCGGAGCACGCUGAUCCUGUCGUUCGUGUCUUGUUAUCUGAUGUGGGCUAUUACGUUCAUGGCGCAGUGGCACCCCCUUAUCGUGCCUAAGAGAUCGGAUAUCCGGCCUGGUCAUGUGCCCGAGUAG